Messenger RNA from Nezara viridula (southern green stink bug), 93 nucleotides. Lineage: Eukaryota; Metazoa; Arthropoda; Insecta; Hemiptera; Pentatomidae. The record is from the annotation of a GenBank genome assembly.
AUGCAUAAAAUCGCUAUAAAGAGCUUUGUCACCUUUUCCUUAUAUUUCGUACAUACGUUUCAAAAGACAUUUAAAGAGUUAUUAUUAGUUUGA